Molecule: messenger RNA, 1134 nt
Organism: Acomys russatus (golden spiny mouse)
Lineage: Eukaryota; Metazoa; Chordata; Mammalia; Rodentia; Muridae
Gene: Tmem178a
Product: transmembrane protein 178A
Exons: 4
Coding region: 38-931 (297 amino acids)
Biological process (GO): regulation of cytosolic calcium ion concentration; negative regulation of osteoclast differentiation
Cellular component (GO): endoplasmic reticulum membrane
Source: RefSeq, a predicted model, not a curated record
GGCGAGCCCACCGGCGGCUGCAGCGGGCCGGGGAGCCAUGGAGCCGCGGGCGCUCGUCACAGCGCUCAGUCUCGGCCUCAGCCUUUGCUCCUUGGGGCUGCUCGUCACGGCCAUUUUCACCGACCACUGGUACGAGACCGACCCCCGGCGCCACAAGGAGAGCUGCGAGCGCAGCCGCCCGGGCGCCGACCCCCCGGAUCAGAAGAACCGCCUGAUGCCGCUGUCGCACCUGCCGCUGCGGGACUCGCCUCCCCUGGGGCGCCGGCUGCUCCCGGGCGGCCCCGGGCGCGCGGACCCCGAGUCGUGGCGCUCGUUCUUGGGGCUCGGUGGGCUAGACGCCGAGUGCGGCCGGCCGCUGUUCGCAACCUACUCGGGCCUCUGGAGGAAGUGCUACUUCCUGGGCAUCGACCGGGACAUCGACACCCUCAUCCUGAAAGGUAUUGCACAGCGAUGCACAGCUAUCAAGUACCACUUCUCUCAGCCGAUCCGCUUAAGAAACAUUCCUUUCAAUUUAACCAAGACAAUCCAGCAAGAUGAAUGGCACCUGCUUCAUCUAAGAAGAAUAACGGCUGGCUUCCUGGGCAUGGCGGUGGCUGUCCUGCUAUGUGGCUGUACCGUGGCCACUGUCAGCUUCUUCUGGGAGGAAAGCCUGACGCAGCACGUGGCUGGGCUCCUCUUCCUCAUGACAGGGAUAUUCUGCACCAUCUCUCUCUGCACGUACGCUGCCAGCAUCUCCUACGAUUUGAACCGAGUCCCGAAGCUGAUUUACAGCCUGCCUCACGAUGUGGAACAUGGCUACAGCUGGUCUAUGUUUUGUGCCUGGUGCAGUUUAGGUUUUAUUGUGGCGGCUGGAGGUCUCUGCAUCGCUUAUCCGUUUAUUAGCCGGACCAAGAUGGCACAACUAAAGUCUGGCAGGGACUCCACGGUAUGACUGUCUGCGCCGAAGCAGGCUCAGGUACGGAGUGGGUCUGCGUUCCGUUAAGGAGUGGAACUGAGUUCGCAUCGGGGCUCCAAGCACAAAGAGGUCUUCUUCAUUCCAACCUGGCGCCUGCAGCCCUUUCUGGAUGACUGACAGAGAGAACUGUGUAGAACCUCCCAACCUUUCUAAGGACAGAGCGGCUGUGGGUUCAAGUG